Messenger RNA from Alternaria arbusti, 1422 nucleotides. RefSeq lists its product as uncharacterized. Lineage: Eukaryota; Fungi; Ascomycota; Dothideomycetes; Pleosporales; Pleosporaceae. The record is from RefSeq and is a predicted model, not a curated record. The coding region runs from base 1 to 1422 and encodes 473 amino acids. The transcript has a single exon.
AUGCCCGGAAUCAAUGUGACCGAGACGAUAUUUCCCGACUACCUCAUCAUUGGUGCAGGCUGCGUGGGCAUGAGCUUCGCCGACUACCUGGUCACUGAAACAAAGGCUACACUAGCCAUUGUCGACAGUUAUGCCCGUCCGGGAGGCCAUUGGACACUCGCGUACCCAUUCGUCACUCUCCAUCAGCCCUCCGAAAGUUAUGGCGUUAGCUCUCGAAAGCUCGGUGAUGGUAAAAUCGAUAAAGCUGGCCUGAACAAGGGCUAUUUCGAGUUGGCAACGGGUGACGAAAUUGUUGGGUAUUACAGCAGAGUCAUGCAUGAUACUUUCAUCCCAUCCGGUCGGGUUUCGUAUUACCCACUGCACAAAUAUAUCAGCGACGGAGAGUUCCAAUCAAUCACCACAGGAAAAUGUUUCCGAAUCGGACCAAACACGCGCAUUGUGGACACGUCGUAUUCCAAGGUCACGGUUCCUUCCAUGCGUCCACCUCACUACGAAAUCUCGGACAAAGUCAACAUUACUACGCCCAACGGCUUGACGACAAUGAAACGACCUUACGGCGCCUACACCUUAGUCGGAGCCGGCAAGACCGCAUUCGACUCCUGCAUUUGGAUGCUAAAUCAGGGCAUUGACCCAAAGAAUAUUCACUGGAUCAUGCCGCGCGACGCCUGGUUACUGGAACGCGGUUACCUCCAGCCACCAGAGGCUACUCCUAACCCUGAAGAGCAGCUAGCAAAGAAGGGUGAAAUCUUCAUGGAGUCUACAACGACCCAGGAAAUCUUUGAGCGCAUGGAGGCAGCUGGGUACGCGGUGCGUAUGGAUAAGAACGUGCGGCCUACAAUGAUGAAGAUUGCGAUUCUCUCAAAGGCGGAGAUGGAACUGGCCAGGACCGUAAAGAACAUUAUACGCCUAGGACAUGUUACACGCAUUGAUGAAGACAAGGUCACUUUGGAGAAGGGCACGUACAAGCCUGUGCCUGACACUCUCUAUAUCGACUGCAGCGCGUCCGGUUUCCCAUACCGGCCCGUUGUUCCCAUUUUCAAAGGCAGCACUAUUACGGUUCAGAACGUCAAGUUCGGCCAGCCGGCAUUCAGCGCCGCUUUACUUGCACUCAUUGACACUACGUACGACAGUGAUGAAAAGAAGAAUUCGCUCUGCGAGCCCGUCCCAUUCUGUGGCAAGCCGGAGGAUUUUACAGCUACCUUUUUGACUGGCAUUAAGAACAGGCUGAAGUGGUUCGAGGAGCCUAAGAUUAUGGCCUGGACGGAGAAGACUCGUCUCGAUUUCCCUAUCUUAGGUCCGCCGCCGAGGGAUCCUAAAGCUGCUGCUGCUCAUAACGCUAGUGUUCCGCAACAGCUUGAGGCUCUUAGCGGUAAGCUAGAGAAAAUCGUUAGAAACGACACUGUAGUUGCACCCUACCUCUAA